This is a messenger RNA of Pichia kudriavzevii, 825 nucleotides long. RefSeq lists its product as uncharacterized. Lineage: Eukaryota; Fungi; Ascomycota; Pichiomycetes; Pichiales; Pichiaceae. Bases 1 to 825 code for a protein of 274 amino acids. Gene Ontology annotation, cellular component: epsilon DNA polymerase complex; CHRAC. Gene Ontology annotation, molecular function: chromatin DNA binding; protein heterodimerization activity. The record is from RefSeq and is a predicted model, not a curated record. Gene Ontology annotation, biological process: DNA damage response; leading strand elongation; heterochromatin formation. The transcript has a single exon.
AUGCCAGUCAAGGGGUGGCGUAGGGAUGACCAAGAUACCAAUUUCGAUACAAUGCUACACAGUGAGGGGAUGUCUAUAGACACUUUUCUCUUCCCCAAAUCAACAAUAAACAAAAUUUGCAAAAAUGCAUUGCACGAGAGUGAUCCAGAGACAAACUAUCUAAUUGCCAAAGACUCACAGACAGUUAUACAAAGAUCAUGCGUGUUGUUCAUCAAUUUCAUCUAUCACCAUGCAAAACAGUUGGUUAAGGCGCAGAACAGGAAGGUAGUCAAUGCCGAUGAUAUCAUGAGUGCAUUACAACAAGUAGGAUAUGGUGAAUUCACGCCAAUUUUGCAGAAUGAGCUACAGUCUUUCAAUAAGCGUAAGGAAGCCAAAAAAAUAGCAAAAGCACAACAGAAACUGAACGAUGUGGAGGAUGCAGAUAUUGACGAUUCAAUUGGUAAUCACAACAAAAGGUUGAAACUAGGCACCUCUAUACAUGGAAAUGAUGUAACAAUGUCUGAUCAUGGAGACACCACCGAAUUCAAUGAUCCCUCAGUAGUUGUACAUGAUCAGGACACUGAAGCUGAAGAAGAAGAAGAGGAGGAUGAGGAUGAGGAAGACGACGGAGAGGAAGACAUGGAAGGUAAAGAGGCAGAUGAAAAUGAUGAUAGUACGGAAGAAACAGGAGAAGUAAUUCGACACGGUCCUUCCCAGCUUGAGCUUGAGCAAAAGGAACUAGUAGGUGACAAGGACGAGGACGAGGAAAAAGAAGAAGAAGAAGAAGAAGAGGAUGAAGAUCCCGUUUCAGCCGUGGCAGAUAAGAUCGAAGAAGAAAUAGAUUAG